Brassica oleracea var. oleracea is the source of this 2083-nucleotide messenger RNA. RefSeq lists its product as uncharacterized. The transcript has 2 exons. The record is from RefSeq and is a predicted model, not a curated record. The coding region runs from base 811 to 1878 and encodes 355 amino acids. NCBI's taxonomy places the organism in Eukaryota, Viridiplantae, Streptophyta, Magnoliopsida, Brassicales, Brassicaceae.
UGAGAUCGAAAUCUUCAUUGGGACUUCGAUCUUCCCCUGAUCUAAAUGUCCAUUGACGUUAGAUCACCCAUCUCUACAACUCUGUGCGUGUGGUGUCAGGGUUUUUCUACACGGUGGUCAGGAUCUCCAUAGCUUCUCAUCUAAGGAAGCCGCUUUCGGUCUCGUGUUACUCAUCCGCUUGAUCUCUUCUGUCGGGUCUCGUCUGGAUCGACGUAAAAGGAAAAGGGAUUCUGUGUGAAGACGAUGACGAGCCUAUUCAGCUAGAGGAGGACGACGGGUCUCAUACCAUUCGGGUGUUCCGUAUGUCCCUGAUUGGCAAAGUUCUGAACUCUUAAGAAACAAAACGUCGAGAAGCUUAUCAACUCCAUGCCUACUCAAUGGGGUUUGCAAGAUAGAAUCGUGGCAAAUGACCUUGGUAAUGGAAAGUUCUUGCUAAAUUUUACAUCAGAAGAGGACAUUCAGUAUGUACUCAGUCAAGGACCUUUCCAUUAUAAUUUCUGUAUGUUUGUGCUGGUUCGUUGGGAGCCCGUUGUUCACGAUGAGUAUCCUUGGGUCAUCCCCUUCUGGGUUGAGAUCACAGGAAUACCUCUACAUUACUGAACGGUGAGGAAUCUAAAGAAUAUCAGAAAGAAGCUUGGGCAUGUUGAUACGAUUGAGCUAUCUGCCGGUCGGCUGCUGGUGGAGGUUGAUACAAGGAAACCAUUGAUCUUUAAUAAGAAGGUGCAGUCUCCAGGAGGCGAUGAGGUCACCAUACAACACUGCUCACAUUGUGGUUUCUUAACGCAUGAAGCUCCAAGCUGCCCUAAGAAGAUGGAAGAGCAACGAUUACAGGCUAAGGAGGCUGGGGUUUUCUCUCGGGUACAGCUUCCUUUUGAGCCAAACACUCGCCAAUCUUUGUUGGCGGAUAGAACAGAGCGUGAUCGCUAUCACAGUUGGAAUGAGCGAAAGACUGCUGUGCGCAAUGAUCGCAUACCUGAGAUUGUCAAACCAACGAGCUCUGAGAAUGCUUACAGGACGCGGGAUGAUAGGUACAUGCCUCGCUACGACAGCACAAGGGAUGGUCUGGUUCGCAGAUCAAGGGAUAAGAGAGGGCAUCAUUAUGUGUCUCGCUACAGUCGUCGGUACGCUCCGUAUGAGGUGAAGAAGACACAGACAUGGAGAGCAAAAGAUGCCAGGCCUGGGGUCUCCCAAAGAGAGCAGCGGCAUGGUGGUUCAAUGCAGUCGGGUGGCUACGAUGGCUCUAAUACUGAUGGUUUGCAGAUAAUGCAAUUCGAGCCAGAGUCAUCUGAGAUAGAAGAAACUUCUCAGAACAGUGGAAGGAUAAUUGCGAGUGCCAUUGUAACUCCAUCCCGUAUGCUCUCUAAUGAUGGAAACAUCACUUUCCGUGAUAGGGGUGAUCCUCGAGCCAUUACAUUCUCUCCUAAGGAGAAUGACGGUUAUAAGGAGGAUAUGGAAAGAGGCCAGAUAAUAGGUGCUUUGCAGGAUAUGGAGAUUGGUGAACCAGGCGGUUUGGUGGUGCUGAAUGAGAGGGAGGGUCUGAAUGAGCCAGCGGAUGAUUUUCUUGGGGAGGAGCUGGAGGAUAUGGAAGAAGAUACUGUCUCUCAACGCGCUUCGUCACGUUCUCAUAAUGGAGGGAAAGGUACCAAGAGCAAAGGUUCAAGCAAGGGGAGCUCACGUUCUUUGGUUCCACGUGGAAUGCCGAUGAGGAAAGUGGAGUUCUUUCGUCGAGGUUCUCCAAGAAAGCAUGGUGCCUCCUCUUUGGGGGACCCAGAAAACCACAAGCACAACCGUCAUAACAGUUCGAAGAAAGUAAGAACAAGUCCUCACAAUGCUAAUGAGUUGGAGGGGUCCAAAAAAACCCCAAAAGCUUAUCCAUGAAGACACUCAGUUGGAACUAUCGAGGGAUUGAGAACGACCUCACAGUUCGAUGCCUUACGGAGAUGUGUCAGAAACAUCACCCAGGAUUUGUGUUUCUUUCUGAGACGAAGAACAAAAGGCUGCUGUUGCAAAACAUUCAGGCCGGCUUAGGAUUUGAUCAUUUGUUUACUAUUGAGCCACUUGGACUCAGCGGAGGUUUAGCUUU